This is a messenger RNA of Microplitis mediator, 1389 nucleotides long. RefSeq names its product formylglycine-generating enzyme. The transcript is spliced from 4 exons. The record is from RefSeq and is a predicted model, not a curated record. NCBI's taxonomy places the organism in Eukaryota, Metazoa, Arthropoda, Insecta, Hymenoptera, Braconidae. Gene Ontology annotation, cellular component: endoplasmic reticulum. The coding region runs from base 229 to 1314 and encodes 361 amino acids.
AAAUGCAAUAAAAUAAUAUGUCAUUUUGAAAUUUAAAAUAAAGACAAAAGAAUAUUUUAUAGGCAAAUUAAAUUUUUUAUUUUAUUUUACACAUAAUUUUUUAUCUAAUGUAAAAUAAAAGCUUAUCAACAAAUUUUUAUUUCGCAGUAAAAUUAACUUGUAUUCAAAAUUUAAAAAGUUUUAUGUGAUCAUAAUUUUUUUUUUUAUCAUUGACAUUUUUACAAUAAAAUGAAUAUUUCAAUUUUAAAUACAAUAUUUAAAUUAAUUUUAAUACUUAAAUUAACUUGUGCUGAUGAAAAUCUAAACAAUCACGAGUGUCCUUGUGGAAAAAAUUUAAAUCGCCCGGCUAAUUGUGAUAGUAAUGAUAAUGAGUAUUGUUCUAGUAAAUUAAAUAAUUUAGAGGUCGAUAAUUAUGAUGAUGAUGAUAAAGAUAAUUAUUUAUCAAUGGCGCAAAAAUUUGUGCCAAAUGAAAUGGUGAAAAUAAAAAGUGGAAUUUAUUUAAUCGGUACCGAUAAGCCGGUGUUUGUUAAAGACGGCGAAGGUCCUAAAAGGCCGGUUGAUUUAAACAGUUUUUAUAUUGAUAAAUAUGAGGUAAGUAAUAAAAAUUUUGAAAUUUUCGUCAACGCCACUGGCUACAAAACAGAAGCUGAAAAAUUUGGUAACUCGUUUGUCUUUGAUGGAUUGAUAAGUGAGGAAACCAAGUCGAAAAUAAACCAGGCUGUUGCUCAAGCACCUUGGUGGCUUCCUGUUAAUAAGGCAACAUGGAGAACUCCUGAAGGACCUGAUUCUAAUAUAACAUACAGAAUGGAUCAUCCAGUGAUACAUGUAUCAUGGAAUGAUGCUGUUGCAUACUGCAAUUGGUUGGGAAAAAGAUUACCCACUGAAGCAGAAUGGGAGGUAACAUGCAAAGGUGGUCUUGAUGACAGAUUAUAUCCUUGGGGUAAUAAAUUAACUCCAAAUAAUAAGCAUAGAAUAAAUAUUUGGCAAGGUGAUUUCCCAUAUAAAAACACUGGGGAAGAUGGAUACAUAGGUACAGCUCCUGUUACUGAAUAUCCACCAAAUGGAUAUGGUGUUUAUAAUAUUGCUGGUAAUGUGUGGGAAUGGACGUCUGAUUGGUGGUCUAUAAAUCAUUCAAAAGAUAAGCUUACUAAUCCUACUGGACCAGCCACUGGAAGUGACAAAGUAAAAAAAGGUGGAUCGUAUCUUUGUCAUGAAAAUUAUUGCUUCAGAUACAGAUGUAUGGCUCGUCAUCAGAAUACACCAGACACAUCUGCUGGAAAUCUGGGAUUUAGAUGUGCUGCUGAUGAUAAUUAGUCAGUAGCUAAUGGUACUAUUAAUUGGUGAUCAAUCGGGAAUGUAUGGAUUCAAUAAAAAACUAUUUUACACUAA